ACUCCACUCCCUUUGGUCUAACCCCAAAACCCUUUCUCCCCAACGAAACCGGCGGCGGCGCGAGGGCUUUGCUUGCUGCUGCCAUGGCUCUCGUCGCCGGCUCCUACGAGCGCUUCAUCUGGGGCUUCUCCCUCAAAACCCUGACCUCCCCCUCCGCCUCCACCACCGCCACAGGCGCCUCGUCCUCCGAGACCCUGACCCUCGCGCCGCUCUUCUCAUACCCGGCCCACACGGGCCCGGUGCGCUGCGUGGCCGCGGCGCCACGGGCGGGGCUGGCGGCGUCCGGCGGCGCGGACGACUCCGUCCGCCUCUACGACCUCCCCUCCGCCGCGGACCUCGGCCCGCUGCUGGACCCCUCGGCCGCCGUCUCCGCGCUCGCCUUCUACUCCCGUGGCCCCGUGCCGCGGAACCUCCUGGCCGCCUGCGACGACGGCGCGCUCCUCCUCUACGACGCCGACGGCUUCGCGCUGCUCGCCACGCUCCGCGCCUUCCCGCGCCACGAGGCCGUCGAGGGCCUCGCGGUGCACCCUUCGGGCCGCGUCGCGCUCGCCGUCGGCCGCGCGGGGGCGCUUGCCAUGCUCAACCUCGUCCGCGGCCGACGCAGCUUCACAUGCCGCCUCGAGCGCCCCGCGUCCGCGGUCGCCUAUGCCGAGGACAAGGACGGUGGGGACCGGUUCGUCAUGGCUGCUGAGGAGAAGGUCGCCGUGCACGAUUCCGAGGAUGCCAGGGUUAUUCAUCAGAUGGACUGUGGCAAGAGGGUGCUCGUCAUGGCACCUGCAAAGAAUGGGGUCCUUUACACUGGAGGCGAGGACCGUUGUGUUACUGCUUGGGAUCUGUCCAGCGGCAAGGUCUCCUCACGCAUUGAGGGUGCUCAUGCAACUCGUGUAAAAGGGGUUGUUGUUUUCGAUAAUCGGAAGGGUGGAUCGGAGUUCUGCAAUCUAAUUGCUUCUGCUUCGUCCGACGGUAUCAUAAGGAUAUGGGACGUCCGGGCAAUUGGAAAUGGAAAGCCUACUCCAUUAGCAGAGGCAAAUACAAAAGCAAGGCUAACCUGUCUUUCUGGAACUUCAUUGAAAUGAGGCCAAGGAACCUACAAGUGGAGUGAAUGGUUGAAGCAAUUUGUUGACAAGGCGUCUGAUUUUGCGCUGUUUAGGUUAGCUGAAUGAGAAAACCUGGACAUCAAAGAAGAAUUGAAGAUGAAAGAUCUGCCACACAAGCAUUACCUAGGUGCAUUUGAAAUGUAUGAUAGUCGCCAAUUAUAUACACCAACAUAGUUUGGCUUGAGUGUGUGAGCUGCAUAACUCAUUAUGAGAUUGUGUUAUUUGAUUGUACAACAAGUUUUGCAGUGAGAACCAUUUUCAGUACUAACUGUGCAAUUCUUACGGGAUGAGUUCUCUGCUGAAAAGUGUCAUUGAAGCUA
Molecule: messenger RNA, 1417 nt
Organism: Sorghum bicolor (sorghum)
Lineage: Eukaryota; Viridiplantae; Streptophyta; Magnoliopsida; Poales; Poaceae
Product: p21-activated protein kinase-interacting protein 1-like
Exons: 3
Coding region: 84-1076 (330 amino acids)
Molecular function (GO): protein binding
Source: RefSeq, a predicted model, not a curated record